AUGAACAGUGCAGAAAAUAAAACUGAGCUAGUUGCGAAGAAAAGUGACGGUACAGUUGGUGAAGAAAUGCCAGAAUUGCCACAGAAAAAAUUCUACCGACAAAGGGCUCAUGCGAAUCCGAUCAGUGAUCAUGAAUUUGAUUAUCCGAUUUUACCUGAACAGAUGGACUGGAAGAGUUAUUUUGGCGAUUUCAGCGAAGGACGUCAGGUAGAGUUUGUUGAUAUUGGUUGUGGCUAUGGAGGUUUGCUGAUUAAACUUUCUGCUUUAUAUCCAGAAACUCUGAUGGUUGGGUUGGAGAUUCGAGUCAAAGUUAGCGACUAUGUGCAAGACAAAAUUCUUGCUCUGCGCGUGCGAGAACCAGGAAAAUACCGAAAUGUAGCAUGUCUUCGAACAAAUGCAAUGAAAUAUUUACCAAAUUACUUCCGUCGACAUCAGCUUACCAAGAUGUUUUUUCUCUAUCCAGAUCCGCAUUUUAAGAAAGCGAAACAUAAAUGGCGAAUUAUCACACCAACUCUAAUAGCUGAAUAUGCUUAUGUUUUGGAACCAGGAGGGAUGAUUUAUACGAUAACAGAUGUUGAAGAAUUGCACAUUUGGAUGGUGAAGCAUAUCUCAGCUCAUCCUUUAUUUGAACGUUUAACCGAUUUGGCAAUGAAAACGGAUCCAAUUGUAGAAAUGCUUUACGAUAGUACGGAAGAAGGCCAAAAAGUAACACGUAAUGAAGGAUCAAAGUGGCCUGCCCGUCCAUGUCCAAUAUCCGACGAAGAAUCAUUGGGUGAUAUGGGCAUUUGUGAUUGUGAUAUUGAUGAAUCAGUGAGUGGAACAUUUGGAGUUAUGGGUUAUAAUCCACUUCAAGAAGCUCUUGAAAAUAAGUCGUAUUUUCGCUUAUUAGCAGAAUGUCGCACAGUGAAGGAUUGGUUGCUUGGAAUUGGCGCAUUGAUUGGGUCCGCAUUGUUUGGAUAUUACGUUGGAGUUCUGUUGUCAAAAAAGAAAGCUCGCGUCAACAAUAAAAUCAAACUUUCCACUGAUAAAGUGGCGGAAACAGUUGAUUUAGAAGAUAUCGGUGAGCAGGAAGUAUUCUGUCGAUGCUGGAAAAGCAAUAAUUGGCCUUAUUGUGAUGGUAGUCACAACAAGCACAACCAGGUCACUGGUGAUAAUGUGGGACCGCUCAUUGUGAAGAAAACUCGAGCAUAA
Messenger RNA from Acanthocheilonema viteae, 1191 nucleotides. The record is from the annotation of a GenBank genome assembly. NCBI's taxonomy places the organism in Eukaryota, Metazoa, Nematoda, Chromadorea, Rhabditida, Onchocercidae.